UCUCUGAUUUUCAUCUGCGCUGCAAGUCUCCUGCGGAUUUAUCGGGGAAAUCCAGUGGGGUUUCAAAUCAAAGUGCAUGAGGGAACUUUGGGCCCAAUGAUGGAGGCCUGGCCGACAGUGGCCUGGGUGCUGCUCAUGACCAACGUUGCUGAUUGGCUGAAGACGGUCCAGUCCCGGGACUUUUCCCUGACGGACAUCAUCCUGCUGCAUCCCUCAACGACACCUCAUCCUGGAGGUUUCAAGUGCUUCACGUGCGAAGACGCGGCGGACAACUACGAGUGCAACCGCUGGGCGCCGGAUGUCUACUGUCCGAAAGAUGCCAGGUACUGCAGCGUGAGUCACGUGAUGGACAACCAUGGCGACAGUGUGUCUGUGACCAAGCGCUGCGUGGCCCUGAAGGACUGUCUGUCCACCGGCUGUGCUGACGUCUCCGAUGAUGGCUCUCAGGUACGUGGAGGUCGACUCUACAAGUCGUGGGAGGAGGGGUACGAAUGUUGUACGUCUCCCGAAGGUUUCGGUCUCGUCCGGCAGAUGUGCUCGUCCUGCUGCGAGGGGAACAUCUGUAACGUGCUGGUGCCGAGGAAUGCCAGCAACUCGGUCUUCUCCUCGUCGUCUCCUCUGUCGAGCUCCAGCAGAGGGUUCCUUCCUGCAACGCAGAACUUCUUCAUCAUCAUCAUCAUCAUCGUCGUCAUGGGAUUCUUUACAGCUGGACACUUUUGAGAGGGAAACAGUGUCAGAUCCAACUUAAGGACACUUUUCUGGGAAAAGGUGGUGAAGAACAGCAAAAAUGUAUUUAAUCGUUUUAUUAUUCUAGUUGAUUCUAGUUGCU
Messenger RNA from Pungitius pungitius (ninespine stickleback), 829 nucleotides. RefSeq names its product LY6/PLAUR domain containing 6 (gene lypd6). Bases 97 to 720 code for a protein of 207 amino acids. Gene Ontology annotation, biological process: positive regulation of canonical Wnt signaling pathway. The record is from RefSeq and is a predicted model, not a curated record. Gene Ontology annotation, molecular function: acetylcholine receptor inhibitor activity. The transcript has 4 exons. Lineage: Eukaryota; Metazoa; Chordata; Actinopteri; Perciformes; Gasterosteidae.